AUGGACGUCGCUAUCCCGGCCGACGAUAACCUGAGCAAAACGUUCAUCGAAAAGUUGACAAAAUACCAUGAUCUGGCUUUUGAACUGAAGACUAUCUACAACUUAAAGUCAACAACAAUACUGCCUCUGCUCAUGUCAAGAAAUGGAUUGGUCGAGAAACAUCUGGUUGAGAAUACACAGAGACUGGAAUUGGACGAGGAGGUCAUCAGCGCAGCCCAAAAAGAAGUUAUCCUCGCGAACACAAGACUGGGCAACUGUAAAAUACAACAAAACACAUCAUCAACAAUAAAACAAAAAACAGAGUACAACAACUUACUGAAUGCGAGGUUAAUCUCUAAGUCUAAGAAAUGUACAAAAGUAGACAGAAAAAUUAAAGCACUACAAAGAAGAAUACAUAAAGCAGAUUAUAAAGUUCCAGAGAAAUGGUUCAAGAAUUUGUCCCAGACAACAGUACCUGAAGAGGUUAAAACAGUCCUUGGUUUGGGUUCCAAAUUUAACGUCCCUUUAGACCACAAAGAAAUACACAUCAAAGACCUAAUAGCAGACGUUGAGAGCAUUUUGGACUUGGUGGAGGAAGAUAGAAGAGACACUUUGAGAGCUAAGAUAGCAAGCAUUAUAACCGGUCAUCUACAUAAAGUUCUCGACAGUGACAAAGGUUCAGUGACUGUACUUAUGGAUAGGGCGGAUUAUCUUCAGAAGAUGUACUCAAUUGUUGACACUGACGAUUUCAAAAAUAUUUCUAGAGACCCAACGACCACUAUCCAGAAUAAAACCAACAAGAUCAUAUCCACACUUGUAAACCAAAAUAUACUAAGUAAAGAAGCUGCAAGAUCAAUGAAAUCAUAUAAUUCAGUGAGCCCUAGAAUGUACGGAAAUCCCAAAAUACAUAAAGAAAAUGUCCCAAUGCGACCAAUCGUAUCUGAUGUACAGGGUCCCACAUGUAAAUUUUCAAAUUAUAUUGCACAAAUCCUAACAGAAGCCUAUGACCAGGAUAAUGCAUAUUAUGAGUUGGUACUGAGAGCAAUGGAAUUCCAUUGGAACAAGAUUGAGGCAUUCUGCAACAUAUCAAAAGAAUACUUCAAGGAGAUGAUCACCUUCCUCCUAGAAUCAGGUUACUUCAUGUUCGAUGGCAGUUUCUAUUUGCAGAUGUUUGGGUGCAUUAUGGGAUCCAGACUUAGCCCGAUUUUGUCGUUGUAUGUGAUGGACUAUGUGCUCGACUCCUGUAUAUCUAGAUUAACAUUCACACUUGCAUUUAUAAAAAAAUAUGUAGACGACCUAAUAAUAUCCCUACCAUCAACGGGAACUGAGGAGAUAUUGCAAGUUUUCAACAGCUUCGACCCUAAAUUAAAGUUGAUUGAAACAGAAGAUUGUUACAACUCUGUUCCGUUCUUAGAUACCAAGAACAAAAAAACAGGAUUUAUAAAAUCUGUGAUCCAACAUUCAGAGAUGGAAGCAUGA
Molecule: messenger RNA, 1458 nt
Organism: Harmonia axyridis
Lineage: Eukaryota; Metazoa; Arthropoda; Insecta; Coleoptera; Coccinellidae
Exons: 5
Coding region: 1-1458 (485 amino acids)
Source: RefSeq, a predicted model, not a curated record